Molecule: messenger RNA, 3298 nt
Organism: Coregonus sp. 'balchen'
Lineage: Eukaryota; Metazoa; Chordata; Actinopteri; Salmoniformes; Salmonidae
Source: the annotation of a GenBank genome assembly
CUCUUGGUUUAUUCAGUGAUAAAAUGUAAUUGUUUUCUUCACCAGUUGAGUUAAGUCGCCAUGGCUCUACCCAGAGGGACGAGGUGACUGUGCUUCAGAAGACUAUCUCUGCUCGGCACUAGAGACCACUGACAGACCUACAUAUGUGAGCGUGAGUACAGUUAUUAGAUCAGUCAAACAGGGAAUAAGCACUGUUCGGUCUCUCAUUCUGCAGGAAAAUACUCUGGAAGAAGUAAGGCUUACUGUUACAGACAUGGAUAACUCUCUAAAGUAAGUGUAACCUUUUUGAGUGUGUGAGGGAGAAUUAUCUGUUCGUGAGAGUCAUGUCUACCAAAUAUGUGUGUGUGUGGAGAGUGAAUCAGUGAUAUUGUGUUGUACCUGCAGCCAGCUGAAGGGGGCACUGAGCAGCCGUGAGAGGGAGAUAGCCAGUCUACGCAGACAACUGGGCUCUUCCCAGGAGGAGCUGUCUGGAGUGGGGAGAGAAAGAGAGAUCGUCAUGAGAGAGAACAGGAGACUACAGGAUGACCUAGCCACUAUGACCAGGGAGAACCAGGUACAGAGCUAAGUUUGAUAUGCAAGAGCUUUUAUGAACAUAACAAACCAGACUGGUUUCUUUUCUGUCACCCACAAUUGACAUAUUUAACUUGGGGGCACACUCACCCUCUAUUCUUUAUUUAAUUGGGAUGCAAACAUGUCAUACAUACUCUGUAUUGUUGGGUUUCAUUUGCACAUGUUUUGUGUCCAGGUUGUGCAUACUGAGAUGGAGGAGGCCUUGCAUGAGAAAGAUGAGAGUUCACUCCUAUAUCUCAGAAGUGGCAAGGAUAGAGAAUAUGAUGAUUGCAAAGGUAAGAGGCGGAGCAUUCUGCUGUACUUGAUAAUGCCUGUUUCCAGUGUGUAGCCAAAUACACAUCAUCCAGAUAACAUGGAGAUAUUCCAAAGUAAAGAUGCUAUAGAUUCCUUCCAAUAGUUUUUUUUAACUGACUGAUUAAAUAAUGUUGGCCCCCAGGAGCAGGAGAACGGGGAGAUGCUGGAGCAGUCCGAGGACCGGGAGCUGAAGCUGCAGCAUGCAGAGGGCCUCAACAACUCCAUCCGCCUGGAGCUGCUCUCCUCAGACACGGAGAGACGACACCUCAUGGAGACUGUGGGACAUCAGGAGAGAUCCAGGAGGUGAGACUGUUGGGCCAAUGUGAGUGGAGAAAAAUAAUGUAGGAAAAGAGUCCAAUGGGGAGAGUUUGAGUUUGUCUGUCCUUUCUCACCUCUAACCAACAUCCUACUAUACUGAAUUAACUUGCAUUGUUGCAAUUGGUGAUAAAGGAAGCCUGUUCUGUCCCCACCCUACAGCACAUGAGUGCCCUGCAGGUGUACGAGGUCCAGGUGUCGUCCCUGGCCCGGGGCAUGUCCAGGCUGGAGGAGGCGCUGCAGGAGGCCCGGGGGGAGAAGACUGUCCUCCUCUCUGACCUGGCCUCUGUCAGGGAGCUCUGUGUCAAACUGGACUCCAGCAAAGACCUCAGCACCCACCAGUUUACCUCUAAGAGCAUGGAGCUGGAGAGGGUGAGCAAACCCUCUGACUGCAUCCCAAUCCACCACCCUUUUCACUUCCCGUCAUGGAUUUAGCAAUGGUGGAAACUUACACCACACACACAGUGCAUGUACCAGUAAGUUGUGAUACAGACCUUGCUAAUUGCAGGAACCCUAGCUAUAACAAAAUGUGCCCUGUCUGUGCUAUAGUGUUGACUAUGCCCUUCAUCAUGUCUAUGUGUUGGUGCUGCUCUCUCAGGUGACCGAAGAGCUGGAGGACGUGCGCUGUGAGGCGGAGCUACUGAAGAAGCAGCUGGCCAGUGAGAGACUGAAUGUCCGUAACCUAGAGACACUUCUCUCCUCCAAUCGGCAGAAAGAGUUCCACACCCAUCUGAGCGCCAGUGAGAGGGAGUCAGAGUUCUGAGGGACAGACUGGCCCUCGCUGACAGCAAAACGUGAGAGAUAGGGUCCUAAAGGCUCCUCAGGUCAACUACUGUACUUCUCCACAGACCCACUUAUUACAUCAGACCCAUAACAUCUCAAUUACACACAAUCUUGAGUCUUACUGAUUUAAUAAAGAUAAGUAACAGUGUGUGUGUGCAGGGAAGGACAUGCCAGAGAGGUUUCUCAGCUCAGAGGGAAAGUCUCUCAGCUGCAGACAGAGAUGGACAUGCUGAAGAGACAGCUGACCACUGAGCGCUUUGAGUGAUGAGCUGAAUGACUCUACAUUUUCUGUGCUAAUCAGGCACCUAGCCUCUAAACAUUCAAUAGUCAAUAAACUAAAUGAAUACAUUUCAGUGUAAUUGAUAAGGCUGUGGGCCGCUAUCUCUCCCUUAUGCCCUUGCUGUCUCUCUCCUCAGGAAGAGGGCCGUGCAGGAGAUGCGCAGACAAGGUGUCUUUCUCUUUCCUCCGGAGCGCCUCCCCCCCGAGCAGAUCUGAGUCCCCGCCCCUCCUCACUAGAACAUUCCAUCCUGCAAACUCCAGAGCGCUCCACCGACAGGUCACCAGAGACGUGAGUCACACUCACAUUACUACGUACAUGCACACACACACACUGCACUCGCAGCAAUACUCUACCAUCUAUAAAACAAAAAUACUUUACAGAUCCCAUUGAUUGGGCUCCUGAGUGGCGCAGCGGUCUAAGGCUAUAAAAAUAAAAUAAAAAAUAAAUACAUUGUAUUCAAGCCUGUAAUUAAUUUGACUUCUCCAUUCCUGUUUUCCACAGAAGUGUGAGCUUUAAGAAGUAGAGUGACACAGGACAGACAGGGAAAUGAAGGAGCUGAAGUGAAUGAAUGAGAAGCCUGUAAGAGUAUCAGUUUGGACGCACCACACAAACUAUUCACGUAACUCGUGUCCAACAAAAAUGCUUGUAAUGGUCUAAAAUGUCAGCUUCCUCCUCCUUCCCUAUGAAAGAUGCACUAAACUCAGAUCAAAGGUGAAAUCAUGCUGUCUUCUCACCAAAUAUCAUUCCAAUGUCAAUAGUUUGAAGAAUUUGAUUGUCUGUAUUGUGUUUUUCUAUGAGAAAUCUACUUAUUGAGCUACUAAUAGUAUUAUCUCAUUAAACUAUACCUGUACAUUUUCAGCUUUUUCUUGGGUUAGGACAUCCAUUAGACAGGGGCUGAGAUACUUUUACCAAAUGCAUUUAUAAGAAUCUGGGCUUGGUUAGAACUUGGUUAUUAGACCACUGAUAGGAGAAUAGUUCAGCUUAGUUCAGCUUUGUGUUCAGUGUUCUGUGGUAUUUUUGUACAUGUUUAAUGUUACAUAGUAUUCCUAUGAUGCC